AUCAUUGUUCGUUGAAUGUGAGACAAGGAUAGAAUGCUACCCAAGAGCACUUGUUUGUGAUGUUUCCGAACGCAGCCUUAUUAGUGGCAACAGCUGCAGCUGUUACUGAUUAUAGCACGGAAGAGAACCACAAAAUCGUGAAUUUUAUCUACGGGUUUCAUUAAUAUUGGUUACGUAGUUAGUUCAACAUUUUAUGGACAAAAAAAGGCGCUUUAUUCAACAGCACUAGGUGCAGCACGAAACAAGAACCAAAUUUCAAAAUGACUGGGCAUUUCGAUUUCUUUAUGAACUACGGCACAUGUAUCUGGCCUGACUCACGUGGAAACGUAUCACGAUGAGAAACUUGUGUUUCUGUCGCACGCGGACUUGAGAUUGCCGAUCCGAAAUGCGUCUGCGGAGAAGACUUGGAUUGCUGUCAUUUCUAAUACUAUGGCGAUUACUCAGCGUUUUCGUGGUACGGACCGUUCAUGUGCCGGACGAGUAUUGGCAGUCGUUGGAGGUGGCCCAUCGUUUAGCCUUUGGUUACGGAUACCUCACGUGGGAAUGGAUAACGAUGAUCCGUAGUUAUAUGUAUCCGUUUCUCAUAUCGAUUCUUUAUCGAGCGCUUGCCGUACUCUCGUUGGAUAGCGUGCCACUGUUGACGAUACUGCCUCGCGUUUUUCAAGCUAUUCUCGCCGCCUAUGCGGAUUACGCAUUUUACAAAUGGACCAAGAACAUAUGGAUGUUGAGCGCUCUGUUGAUAAACUGGUACUGGUAUUAUUGUGCCACAAGAACACUGAUAAAUUCAGUGGAGACUGCCUGUACCAUCAUAGCGUUAUCGAUGUUCCCAUGGAAGAAAUUCCAUGUGCGAAGCGUAAAGUUUUUGUGGAUAGUAAGUUUUCUCUGUAUGGCGAGACCUACUACUGGAAUCGUGUGGCUUCCCUUGUGCUUGUAUCACAUUAGUAUGAGUUCAGAAAAGAAAAAAUUACUUAGUCAGUACGUGUUAAUAUGUUCCAUUUGCAUAGCAAUUUCUGUAUUAAUAGACAGUUACUGUUACGGAACAUAUGUGAUUACCCCAUGGAAGUUUUUCCAGCUUAACGUGCUUGGAAACGUCGGGAGCACAUACGGUACCAAAAACGCCUUAUGGUACAUCUAUUCCGCUUUACCUGUACUCCUCGAACUGUACUUCUUUCCAUUCUUGUUUUCUUGUUACUUAAUAUUAAAGUGUCCCGAUUUUUUCCCUCGAAAAGAAUUGAUUAUGGUGGGAGUAAUUGGUUGGUCUAUAUUCGUCUAUUCGUUACUACCUCAUAAAGAAUUUCGAUUUAUCUUACCCCUCUUGCCACUGUUAAUAUACGUAAGUUUCUCUUGUCUUAAUCGUUUCAAAGUCAUGCCUAGUGAGCGUCGAAAGGUCAUAGCGUUGUUUGUAUUGAGCAACGUCUUGCCCGGAUUAUUCUUUUCCACGAUUUACCAAUGUGGCACAUUACCGAUAAUAGAGAUCCUGCGAGACGAGAUUACUCGUGCGAACAUCUCAACAAACACACUGAUUUUGACUCCGUGUCACAGCACUCCAUUGUACAGUCAUUUACACGUGAACACAUCGAUAAGGUUUUUAACAUGCGAGCCUAAUUUGAACAACGCCGAGGAUUAUGUAGACGAAGCGGAUCAAUUCUUCGCGAACUCGACAGUCUGGCUCAACGAUAAUUAUGUUAACAAUGAAAAAGUCACGUUACCGACUUAUGUGAUAGUAUUUGAUAACAUAGUGAAUGAAAUUUCUGAAUUUUUACGUCCAUAUGAGUUGAUUGCCAAAAAAUAUCAUACAUAUUUUCCAGAACGGAAUUAUGGAGAAAAUAUAUUAUUAUAUAAGCAUGUGUAAUAUAUUCAAUUCAUGUAUAACAUAUGUAAUGAUAUAUAAAUAAAAAUUUUUAUUAAUGAGUAAUAACUUUGUACUCAAAGCGUCAAAAACUAA
Messenger RNA from Monomorium pharaonis (pharaoh ant), 1945 nucleotides. RefSeq names its product GPI mannosyltransferase 3 (gene PIG-B). The record is from RefSeq and is a predicted model, not a curated record. Gene Ontology annotation, molecular function: alpha-1,2-mannosyltransferase activity. NCBI's taxonomy places the organism in Eukaryota, Metazoa, Arthropoda, Insecta, Hymenoptera, Formicidae. Bases 386 to 1852 code for a protein of 488 amino acids. Gene Ontology annotation, biological process: GPI anchor biosynthetic process. Gene Ontology annotation, cellular component: endoplasmic reticulum membrane. The transcript has 3 exons.